AUGUUUGCAUGGCUUUGCCGCUGCCGAAGGAGAGAUCUGGAUAUUGAGCUUGAUGUCCCAUCUCCCAUACCGACAUCUCCGACUCUUCCUAUCGUCACAGCUGGGACGGUGUUGGCAGAGCCCAACUCCGAACCUCCGACUCUCGUCAGCCGCCGAAGGAACCCGAGGCGAACCAGGGUCUUCGUGCGGAUGCCAUCGGGCGAGAUUCUGCCUGCAGAUGUGGAUCUGAACUGGACCAUCGCGCAAGCAUCCGACUACAUCAUUGCGAACUGCAGCAAUGCGUGGUUGGAAGGCUUGGGUGGAACCGGUGAUGGUUACAGCCUUCGAUUCAAGCGGAAGAUCCUGCGGAAGCAAACAACCUUAAAAGAUGCUUGGAUGAGAACGGUGCCGAGAUUGGCAGUGUUCUGGGGUUUGUGCCUUCAGAUGACGAGCCAAGCCAGGAGCCGUCGUCCCCUCAUUCCAAGAAUGAGCUCUCAGAGCAAGAGCUGCAAUGAUUGCAGCUUUUUGAGGUGCGGAGAUGCGCUGCUUGCUUGGCCGAUGAGGUCUUGUCCUGUCGACUCCGAGUUGGCCCUCAUCUGCCUGAACAACCGUGCUGCAUGCUACGCCCAGUUGAAGCGGCAUGAGCUGGUUGUGCAAGACACCUCGGAGGUGCUGCAGAAGCAGCCUGCCAACAUGAAGGCACUCCUUCGUCGGAUGGUUGCCUUGGAUGCCCUGGGAAGGGAAGAAGCGGCUCUCAAGGAUGCCAAGGACAUCCUGAUCUUGGAGCCCAAGAACUCUCAUGCAAUGCAGGUUGUUGCUCGCAAGAGAAAGAGCCUCACAAAGAAGGCGAACGACGCGCUUCCUCUGUCCACUGGGCAACCCGAAACAACUGUCGCAGUCUUCCUCUUCAGCGAGGAUCGGCCGCUUCAGUGCUAUGCCUGCCUGCGAUCCUUGCAGAAGCACUUGCACGGCGCUGCAUUGCACGUGACGGUGUUUUGGCAAGCAGCUGAGCGUGCAUGCGUUCAUUCCUACCAGCUGCUAGAAGCCCUCCCAGAGCUCAGAAGCUUGCAGCAUGGAGAGAUUGCCUGGCUUGAAGUGUCAAAGGGACAGCUCUACAGCAAUUUCUCGAGAACUGUAAGCCGCCUGUCGGCUGAUGGGAUCCGACAUUUGCUCCUACUCUCGGAUGCAGCCGUGUUCCACAGCAGCACAGAUGUUGCGGCGGCUUCAGCCUUGCUGAGCGAAAGGUCCGAAACUUUUGCAGUGCGCUUGGACUUGAAUCCUCGCAUCGAGUACUUCUCGGAAGCAGAGCUGUAUGCGUCUGCGCCCCGAUCGAAGCCAUUUGCGAACGAUCCAAGACUGAUGGUGUGGACUCGAUCUUUUGAUUCCUCGAAGAUGGCCUACGAAGCAGUGCCGCGGGAAAGUGGUUGGGAUGACAUCCUCUGCUGGACAGCGAGCCUACUUCGAGCGGAGCAUGUGGCGCACUUCUUCUCUGCACUGCAGGGAAAGCAGGUCGACAAUGUAAAGGAGCUGGACGACAAGGCUGCCGAUUGGCUCAGCAGACGGCAGCGCAUGAAGCGCAGAGAGGUCUCAAUAUGUACUGCCUGUUUCGUCGAGCCUUUGCUGAUCACGUUUGAUGCCAGUGGCUUUGGAUCGGCUAAGGAGGCCGAUGGUCUCCUCCGAGCUCAGCUCCUUCACGACUUGGGCGGGAAGGUUGUGCAGCCCGUAUUGCCGCCGCAGUGUUGGAUAGUUCUUGCAGUCUUGCAGUGGACGCUUGUCUCCGAUCGGCUUAUGUGA
This is a messenger RNA of Symbiodinium sp. CCMP2456, 1773 nucleotides long. The record is from the annotation of a GenBank genome assembly. NCBI's taxonomy places the organism in Eukaryota, Dinophyceae, Suessiales, Symbiodiniaceae.